This is a messenger RNA of Pieris macdunnoughi, 1380 nucleotides long. The record is from the annotation of a GenBank genome assembly. NCBI's taxonomy places the organism in Eukaryota, Metazoa, Arthropoda, Insecta, Lepidoptera, Pieridae.
AUGGAUUUUUUGCGUAAAGUUGCUAGACCUAAUCCUCCUCAAGAGUCUGUUGCGUCGCGUAUAUCUCAACCAGGGACAGAAGGCAGUACUCAGUUGUCUGAGAAUUCGCAACCAAGCACUUCUAAAAGACAAAAGACCAUGCCACCAGAGCAACAUAUAAUGGACUUAGAUCUCAAAAUGAGCGAGUUUUUAGACAGCAUGCUAUCACAACAAACUGAUCCCCCAAUUUUAUCAUUUUUUAAAGGUAUCCUACCCUCUGUUACGUCUUUCGACGAUGACGAAACGUUGGAGCUUCAAUCAGGUGUAUUAUCACUGAUACAACAAAUCAAAAAGAAACGUGAAAUCAGACUUUAUGCACAUAAUUAUAAUUACGAGCGUGAUAGCACACGGCGUAUUCGACACAGAACUAUAAUUAUUUAUCUACCGAUGAAUCCGGAUAUUCCUCUCAAAACCAGGCUGUUCUUACCCCACAUGGGUCUGGACAUGCAAGUAAUGGGCAUUGUGGUGCGCCAUAAUGUUGAAGUCGACGAGAGGAUUCUGGCGCUUUUUGAAGAAGACCUAACUAGAAGUAUCAGAGACGUAGCUUCAUUGCUAGAAAUAUCGACAUGGAAAGUGUGGAAUGUACUUCGUCAAAACAAUAAAUAUGCCUUUCACUACACUCCUGUACAAGGUCUUGAAAACAAUGACUUUGACAACCGAGUCCGGUUUUGUCGAUUUUUGCUGCAUACCGACGUGGAUGAUCCUGACUUUUUAAAAAGUAUUUUGUGGACGGAUGAAUCCAAAUUCACAAAAGAAGGCAUAUUGAAUUUACAUAAUUUACACCAUUGGUCGUCAAAAGAUCAGAACCCAAAAGUAAAACGACAAAGGUCCUUUCAGAGAAGAUUUAGUGUCAAUGUGUGGGCAGGAGUGAUUGGCAAUAAUGUUAUUGGGCCACAUUAUUUGCCGGAUAAUGUUAACGGAGAUAAUGAUCUGUUUUUUUUACAAAAUGAGUUGCCUGAAUUGAUGGCUGAGUUGCCCAUUUUUAUUGAAAACAGGCGGAUAGUAUUCCAACACGAUGGCUGCCCAGCACACUGGAGAGUAACCGUGCGAGAACAUUUGGAUAAUGUAUUCCCAAAUUCGUGGAUUGGAAGAGAUGGUCCUAUCGCAUGGCCACCACGUUCACCAGACCUAACUCCACUGGAUUUUUACAUCUGGGGACGAGCCAAGGCAAUUGUGUAUGCGACGGAGGUUGAGACAAGGGAGGAGUUAAUCCAGAGAAUAGAAGAUUCUUUUGUCACUAUCCGGCAAGAAAUGAAUCUUCAUACGACAACCGUCGAAGUCAGAGAUAGGUGUCGCGCGUGCAUUCGCAAUAGGGGACAACAAUUUGAGCAAGAUUUGUAA